Alnus glutinosa is the source of this 1264-nucleotide messenger RNA. Its product is annotated as RPM1 interacting protein 13-like. The transcript is spliced from 3 exons. Lineage: Eukaryota; Viridiplantae; Streptophyta; Magnoliopsida; Fagales; Betulaceae. Bases 338 to 853 code for a protein of 171 amino acids. The record is from RefSeq and is a predicted model, not a curated record.
AACACUCUUCCUCUUGCAGAACUCUCCCAGCGUUCUCUUCUCAUAAUUCUCUUCAGAACUCAUUUAUUACAAAAAUUUAGAGAGUUUUCCCUCUAUAUAUCCAUUAUCCAACCUCAAUUCAUAUUCUUCUUUUGAGUCUCGAUCACCACCUUCCCAGCAAGUGUGCUUGGCGGCGUAACGGCGUUGGCAUUUGGGGAACCUCAACGGUCUACUUGGAAUCUCCAAAAUGUGAAAAUGUGAGUUGCUCCAUCAUCACUCUCUAGGAUUUUAAUCAGAGCCUUCUUCGUAAGGAUUCAUUUUCACGAUAACCAAACAGAAUUUCUGAAAGGAAAAAAAAAUGUCGGGAAACGACACAGAGCUUGUGCAGAUAUUGCCCUUGUCGGCCGAGAAAAAAGAAGAGGGAGAGGAAGAUGGGAGUCCGAUAAGAUCCAUAUUUUGCCUCAAGAGCAAGAGCGACGCAGACAUCAAACGCAUAGAAGAAAUCGAGGAUUGCUUCAUUUUGGAUUUCGACCCCUACGAGUCCAUCGACUUCUCCAAGUUCACAGUUCCUGCUGCUUCUGAUGCUGAUGGUGCUACUGAUCUCUUUGUUAUUGCUGAAAAAGGCCAGGUGGCUUGUAGAGAUUAUCCACAUUCAAGGCAUCUCUGUCUGAAUUUCCCCUUUGUGACAACACCUCAUGAGAACUACUGCAACCUGGUAAUGGGAUUUAAUUGUUACUGUUACGUUUGUGAUUCAGCAGCUCCAUGCGAGUAUUGGACGGAGCCUAAACCAGCACAUUGUGAUGCUUCGGAGCAUGUUGGAGAUUGGAUGAUCCAGAGGAAUUUGAGGAAACGCAAAGAUGGGUUUUGCAAAUGAACAAGUUAAUUCUCCCUGCUAAUUAUAUUGCAGUUAAGGCUCCAUUUGUUAAUGCAUUUUUGGGCUAUUUUUAGUGACAUUUUGAAGUAUGAAAGCAUCAUAAAGGAGGGAUGAUGUGGUCGCGAUGGAGGCAAGAAUAGCUGUUAAGUGUGAAUGAAGCAAUGGUAGAGAAGGAAAUUGCAGAGUAUAAGAUAAUUUAGCUAGUGACAUUUUGUGCUGUAUACAAUAUGUUAAGUUUGGUGUUAGCAAAAUUCUGUAUCUAAACAAAUUAGUGUAAGUUUAGGUUUUGAUAGACUAAGUUGACACUUAAAUCUGGAAUUCAAAAUCUUGGACAAAGUCGAAGAAUUGAAUGGCUCAGCCAAUAUUUCGGUUGAUAGGCACUUUGGCUAGAAUAAAGGUCGAACAACAUCU